GCGCUUUCGAAUAGAUUGAGACGCUCUCUCAUGGCCGUGGACUUGAUGUCCACCUCGUUCUCGGAGUCCUGUUUCAUCACUCCAUCUCCUUACGGAUGAGGACAACCUCACGGCGGCCAUGUCUCGGAGUGCAUUGCUGAAUUGGUGCCUCGUGGCCCUUAUUACGUCGAGCUCGUCCGAUUAUGCAACAUUAGGAUUGUGCUCUGCUUACUAUCCAGCGUGCCAGCAUGUCGAACGUCACGGCUCAUGGAACUGUCUUCAGGACUUGUGUUUGAUACCUUUCCUCUCCUCACAUAUUGACCAACACUGCCACAAAAGGGGCCGUUUGGCAUUUGAUGCAAGUCAGCCUGAGGCACCAAUCGCCUGGUCGGAUGUCCCUCCUGCAGUCAGGUACGUCUUCGCCCCCAUUUCUCGGUUUGUUGUGAGGAUGAUAUCUGCCAUUGGUCGGGUUUCUUGUAUACUCGAUUUCAGGAACAUUCCGGCAACUCCAUCAGGACCUUUUUACCACAAAGUCGAGUUGUUCCUCUCUUUUCAUUCAACCGCAUGGAUCAACAUCUAUAUUUGCUGAUGCCAUGCAACACCCCCGUAAGCAGCGCGGUGUUCACCCGCCCGAGGGAGCUGUAUCAGCUGGGGACAGCUUUGAUAGGUCAAUGCGGUUUGGCCUUUUGCAGACAUCACUAUAUGAAGACUACAGCUUCGCUGAUUGAGAGUCGGGCCUGACAGGACAAUUUCAUACGACGGCCUAGCAGCUCUCCAAAAGUCAUGUUCGUCACCUAUACUCAUCCCUGUCAACUGAAGGACCGGGAUAAGCAGCAACAAGUGUCGUCAUUCGCAGCACGUCGACAACCGACGGAGACUGGGAAGAAAAGGUCUGAGAGGAAGACGCGGGACUCCAAAACCCGUUCAUUUGAGCCCUUGGUUUGGCGUGCUGUUAAUUCUAAGCCGCGAGGCAGGGCCAAAUUUGAAAAUAAGAGACCUCAAACACGUCCGCUUCCUGAGGCAGGCGUCAGCGACCUGCUUGCUCCCUUGGUCGGUAAUCUUGGGGGAGUGCGUGACGAUCCUUUCCAAUCGUACCCAAUUGAAGCCACGUAUUUGGUGAAAUGGGCCGUCGACCAAUAUGUACAAGAUGUUGCCAUCAAAAGCAGGGAGCUCUUCACCGACGCAAAUGGCGACAAUUGGCUGAUGUCGUAUCGGUUUUCCGUCUCUCUUCAAUCCGAACUCCUCUUUGAGUGCCUCGUGUUGUAUACUCUCUGCCAAUUACCUCCUUCCUACAGGCCCUUUCCCGCACUCCGCCAGAUCUGUCUCCAGUAUCGAGCCAGUAUCUUGAAGAAACUACGCCAAAGGAUAUCCAAUCCUCGGCUAUGCGCCGAUGAUACCACCUUACAUGCUAUCACUUCCCUCCUCGGCUCGGACUUCCACAUGGCCGAGGAUGACUACGUGGAAAUGCAUCGAGCUGGUCUGAGGCAAGUGAUAGCGAUGCGUGGUGGACUGGAGAACGGAAGUUUCGACGCAAUGACAAAACUCAUGGUAACGUCAACGGAGUUUGUAUGCGAUAUGGCCAUCAAAAGACGACGACAGACCCAACUGAAGCCCAUAACUCCCGAGCUGAUUCUACAAUAUCCCAAACACCCAUUCCCUUCUGAGCUUUCUGACAUGGCGACCAAACUUCCAGGUGGCUUUCGUGAACUGGCACUUACUUGCAAGAUUUCAAUUCAGACCAUUGGGCUCCUAUAUGAACUCACCUCAAGGGUAUCCGGAGAGCACCCUGAAGCACUUCCACACGUCUGGGGUCAGAGCGAGCAAUUCGAACUUAUGCGCGUCGUGGCCACGGAAGCCGUACCAAAACUGGAGCGACAAAUCUGUCUCUUGGCCCUCAUGUUCGAACGGUCCUGGCUUGCAACGACUUCCGACUCUGCCGCACCUCGGAGACUAUACGGACGAGUGGGCCAAGUAUUUCGGGAUCGCCUGCGAGAAGUGACCCAGAAUAUGACUGAGCUUGGGUCGCAGGUGGACAGUGACUUUAUGAUAUGGGCGACAAUGAUUACUGUAACGACAGCGGACGAAAGCAAGUUGAGCGAGGAAGAGAGAAAGGAGCUCAUGGCGCUUAUCUUCAUGCUAUGUCCGCAGAUGAAGAGUUGGGACACUACCAUGGCGUCUCUGAAGAGGUACUAUUGGAACGAACCCUUGAUGACACAAUGGCAUUCGGAGUGGUCUUGUGCGAGAUCUUGCAAUCCAUAGGCAGACUAGAUAUACUGGAUUAGGGAUUUUG
This is a messenger RNA of Cladophialophora immunda, 2269 nucleotides long. RefSeq lists its product as uncharacterized. The transcript is spliced from 4 exons. The coding region runs from base 763 to 2238 and encodes 491 amino acids. NCBI's taxonomy places the organism in Eukaryota, Fungi, Ascomycota, Eurotiomycetes, Chaetothyriales, Herpotrichiellaceae. The record is from RefSeq and is a predicted model, not a curated record.